Messenger RNA from Ziziphus jujuba (common jujube), 1254 nucleotides. Its product is annotated as putative disease resistance protein RGA3. The transcript has a single exon. The record is from RefSeq and is a predicted model, not a curated record. Bases 1 to 1254 code for a protein of 417 amino acids. Gene Ontology annotation, molecular function: ADP binding. Lineage: Eukaryota; Viridiplantae; Streptophyta; Magnoliopsida; Rosales; Rhamnaceae. Gene Ontology annotation, biological process: defense response to other organism.
AUGGCAAGGCUUUACCCCUCUGGCGUAGUCAACAGUAUCAUUGAGCGGCUACAUUCUGAAGCUGUUCGACAAAUUGGUGUGACGGAUGAGCUUUCGGGACUCGAAAAGACAUUUUCGAGCGUAAAAGCUGUACUUACUGAUGCAGAGAAGAAGCAGAGGGCUGACAAAGCGGUCAAACGCUGGCUGGAGAGGCUUGAAGAUGCAGUUUAUGAAGCUGAGGAGUUGGUGGACGAGUUGUCCUACGAGGCUUUGAGACAACAACGUGCAGGGAUGCUCGGAAGGGACAGCAUUACCAAGAAGGUAUGUACUUUCUUCUCAACCUCCUUGAAUCAAGUUGCCUUGCAUGGCAAGCUCGGUAACAAAGUUAAAGCUAUUAACAAAAGAUUAGCUGCAAUUAGAGAUGAUAGAGACUUUGCUUUGGAGAAGAGACACGAGGAGGAUAUAGUUGUCACUGGAGGGGAGGAGCCUACUCCCUCAUAUGUACCUGAAGAUGAAGUAAUUGCGUUGGAAAGUGAUAAGAUGGCAAUCAAACAAUAUCUUUUGGAUGCCACUAAAAGUAACAAAGAGAAUGUACAGGUGAUUGCUAUAGUUGGCAUGGGCGGUGCAGGAAAAUCCACACUUGCUAAGUUGGCAUAUAAUGAUGAGGAGGUGGUAAAGCAUUUUGAUUUAAGAUUGUGGGUAAAUCUCUCUGAUAAUUUUGAUGAGAGAUUCGUCAUUAGAAAUAUAGUUAAAUAUGCAACCAAGAAAGAUUUUGAAAACCUAGAGACGUAUCAAUUGAAGCAGAAACUUGGUAAAAUAGUGAGGGGAAAACGUUAUCUCCUUGUACUUGUUGACGUGCAGUAUGUCAGUGACAAAUGGACAAGUUUGAAACUUUUGUUAUCAGGUUGUGCAUAUGGGAGUAAAAUAAUAAUAACAACUCGUUCAUGUGACUUUGCACAUACUAUGGGCACAAUGCCACCAUAUGAGUUGUCAUUAAGUAAAGAAAAAUCUUGGGAUCUAUUUCAAGAGAUGGCUUUUAUGAAUAGAGAGGAGCCAAUCAAUUCUGAGAUUGAGGAAACUAGGAGAAGAAUUGUUGACAUUUGUUCAGGGAAUCUUUUUUUGAUAAGGACAAUAGGAAGGAUUUUUUAUUCAAAAAACCCAAAAACAGAAUGGUCCUCCCUCCUGGAAAUGCUAGAAUGUAGAAGUCGGGAGGCACCCCACGGUUAUGUUUUUCGGAUGCUGGAAAUUGCUUAUGAGAAUCUCCCAUCGCAUUGA